Molecule: messenger RNA, 1365 nt
Organism: Capronia coronata CBS 617.96
Lineage: Eukaryota; Fungi; Ascomycota; Eurotiomycetes; Chaetothyriales; Herpotrichiellaceae
Product: alpha-methylacyl-CoA racemase
Exons: 2
Coding region: 1-1365 (454 amino acids)
Molecular function (GO): catalytic activity
Source: RefSeq, a predicted model, not a curated record
AUGAGGAACAAAUGGUUUCGGUUUUGCCUGGACAUCAAUGUCACCUUGCAAGCCCGGAGAGAAGGCAGAGUCUUCAACCGAAUCAAUGAGCUGCGAGGCACGCAGUACUGGCCUGCUUGUGGGCCUCAGUGGAGAGCAGUCGGUACCAAUGUUCUGAAUAUUCAAGGUCACCGUGCAUCAUCCACGAGUUCGUCAUCUGCAUCUCCGGCAAGCAAGAAUGCCUCGCAGUCCCCGAGGCCACUGGACGGGAUCAUGGUUGUGAGUAUCGAGCAGGCCAUCGCGGCGCCUUUUUGUACCCGGCAACUGGCCGAUCAAGGGGCUCGGGUGAUCAAAAUCGAGCGUCCGGGGGUAGGCGACUUUGCACGGGACUACGACACGCGGGUCAACGGACUAGCCUCUCAUUUCGUAUGGACAAAUCGGUCGAAGGAAAGCCUGGCGUUGGACCUCAAAGCGCCCAAGGACUUGGAGGUUGUGAAAAGGCUCCUUCCCCGUGCGGACGUACUGGUCCAGAACCUCGCUCCCGGAGCCACCGCACGCCUGGGUCUUUCAUACGAGCAACUCAAGGCCAGUCAUCCAUCUCUGAUCGACGGGCCAUAUAGCAAGAAGAAGGCGUAUGACCUCCUAGUCCAAGCAGAGGCAGGUAUGCUCUCUAUCACCGGCACCAAGAGCGAACCUGCCAAAGUGGGUAUUUCCAUUGCCGACAUCGCGGCGGGCAUGUAUGCCUACAGCAACAUCCUCGCCGCAUUGAUGCUGCGGCAGAAGACAGGGAAAGGCAGCAAGCUUGACAUCUCCUUGCUGGAAAGCAUGGUCGAGUGGAUGGGCUUUCCAUUGUACUACACCUAUGACGGUGCGCAAGCGCCGACGCGUGCCGGAGCCUCGCAUGCGGCGAUCUACCCGUACGGGCCGUUCGAGACGGGCGACGGCGGCUCCGUCAUGCUCGGCAUCCAGAACGAGCGCGAGUGGGCCAAGUUCUGCAGCAUCGUGCUCGAGGACUCUAGUUUGACCCUCGACACGCGGUUCGCCAACAAUUCGUUGCGUGUCCAGAACCGGGACGAGCUCCGCGACCUCAUCUACAAGGCCCUCAGCAAGUACACUAUGUCCGAGGCUGUGGCGAAGCUUGAGGAGGCCUCGAUCGCUAAUGCCGCCGUCAACACCAUGCGAGGUGUAUGGGACCACCCUCAACUUCGAGCCAGGCGUCGCUGGACGCAGGUCGACACUCCCAAGGGCGUCGUACCGGCGCCGUUGCCGCCCGGGUUCGUUCAUGUGGAUGACGGCGCUGAGGGGUUGCGUCCGAGGAUGGACAAGGUGCCGGGAGUGGGAGAACAUAACCAGAAGAUCCUGAAAGAGCUGGGGUUGGAGAACUAA